Monoraphidium neglectum is the source of this 3807-nucleotide messenger RNA. RefSeq lists its product as hypothetical. The transcript is spliced from 8 exons. The record is from RefSeq and is a predicted model, not a curated record. The coding region runs from base 1 to 3807 and encodes 1268 amino acids. NCBI's taxonomy places the organism in Eukaryota, Viridiplantae, Chlorophyta, Chlorophyceae, Sphaeropleales, Selenastraceae.
AUGCUGCUCUGCGAAAACGACAAGAGCGCCCUCAGCGACGAGCUGAGGCAGCGCGACACGAAGGGUGACUUCCCCUUCUACUGCACCUCAUGCUCAGAGGCGGGCUUCCACGUCCCAGAGGCCCCGGUCGGAGCGGGCCGCUCGCGGAAGCGGCGGCACGCGCGGCGCGGGAGUGGCAGUGGAGAUGACGAGGAUGACGAGGACUACCAGGGACAGGAGGGGGGGGAGGAGGAGGGCGAGCAGGGACUAAACGCGGAACAGCAGCAUGAGGAUGAGGAGGGCGAGGACGAGCCCGAUGCUGGGGAGGUCAUGGAGGACGUGGCGCCGGUCGCGCGGCAGCCGCAAAGCGACCGGGCGGAGUCAAAGCCGUCGCACCACCGCGUGGCCGCCCCACCCCACAGCUCGGCAGCUGCCCCAGCAGCAUCAGGGCGCGGCGGGGCCAGGUCCGCGGCGCGCGGCAGGGGCCGGGGUCGGGGAGCUGGCCGCAGCGUCGGCGGCGAGGCCGUGGUGCGCGGGGACCGCCUCGACCGUUGGGCGGCGCGGCGGGCAGCUGAGGAGCGCAAGUUGCGGCGCGGGACAGAGGCGGCACGGGCGGGCCACACGGGGCCUGCCCUCGGCACGGCGGUGGCUGAUGAGAUCGUCACGCCGCUCCGCCCCAACGGCGCCAGCGGCGGCGGCGGCAGCGGCGGCGCGCCAGCUGCAGCGCGGCGCGACAACCUGGCCGCCACGCGGGGCCGCCCGCUGUCUGCUGGCAGUGUCAAGCUGUGGGAGGGCACCCUGGAGCUGGUGUCUGCCAGGGACGUGGUGGAGGGCGUCAAGCUGCGCAAGCCCAUUGUGGUGUCCAAGGCGCGGAUCGACGUGGGCCCGGAUUGCAACCGCCGCGCCCUCGCGCCCUUUGAGGCCGCCCUACGCCGCCACGCCGCCAUCGAACCGAGCGGCGCAGCUGGCGCUGCGGGCGUCACGCGCGGCGCUGCUCAGGGGGGCAGGCGGCUGACUGCGUACGUCGGCAAAGCCGUGGCCGUGGGUGAGGCUUUUGCGCGCGAGCUGGGGCGCACCGAGGACUUUGACGUCACAGCCUUCAAGGUCACCUUCCCUGCAGCUUCCUCGGUCAAGGAAGGGCUGAUGGCGUUUGGCUGCGGCGCCUCCACCCACUGGGUAGUGCUGCCCCUGGAGGGCGUCCCCCACCCCCUGCUAUUUACAGUGCGGCAGCACGACCUGGGCCUCAUGUGCAUGCACCCCAAGGAUGCGGCCACCGCGGCCAGGGUGUUCCGCCAGCUGUCUCGAUACGGCGACGCCGCGCCCUGGGCCCCUGCUUUGCCGACAAAUGCAGCUGAUGACGGGUACCAGGCGCAAACAGCUGGAGCGCAGCAGCGCCUGCAGCAGGCGCAGCAGCAUGCGCAGCAACUGGCACAGCAGGGACCGGGUGGCAUGGUGCAGGAGGGGUCGCGGCAGAUGGCCUGGGAUGAGUCGAACGCGCAUGACGCAGCUCGCCGCGCGGCUACGCACCCCGUGAGCUGGGCGUGGGAGCCGGCCUCGCCCGCCAGCCCUGGGCCUGCGACAAGUGACCGCACCGGCGCAGGGCGCGAGGGCCGCGGCGAUUCUUUGAUGACCGCACAGGAGGAGGCGGGGUCGGAGGAGGCGGCUUCAGAUGCAGCGGGAGCAGAGGAGGCGGGGGCUGGCGGCUAUGUCGGCGGCAGCAGCACAGACAGCGACAGCACGGGCUCGACGGAGCGGCUGGAGGGGUUGGCACGGGGCCGCCGCCGCGGCGGCCCUCACGAGGUGGUGGAGCUCGUGGAGAGCGAGGACGGCGCGCAGGGGGGGCAGUGGCAGCACGGCAGCGGCGGCGUUUUGCGACAGCAGCGGGGGCAGGGCGCUUUGCCCGAUGAGGCAGGAGGGACAGCAGAGGACGGAGAUGAGGCAGAAGGGGUGGCACCAACGCAGGCGCUGGAUGGGGACGCAAUGGAGUUGGAUGAGGAGGGCUGGGGGGAGCAGCAAGAGCAGCAAGAGCAGCACGAGCAGCAAGAGCAGCGGCAGCAGCCGAGCGUCUCCAGCGACAUUGAGGCUGAGGACGCGGCACCGUCGGGCAGCCCGGCGUGUGCCGCCCCCCAGCUGGACUCGCUGAUGGCCCUCUUCAACACACGGUCAGCAGGGGAGCAGGAGCCUGGGCGGCACGGUGGCCAGGCCGACAGCCUGCACAAAGGCGCAGAGGGUUCAGCGCGGGCACACGAGCACGCACGCCCUGCGGCCCUGGGCGUGCAGUCGCCCGACGGCACUCUGCUGGCGUCGCACGCCGCGCGCACGCCUGGCAUGGGCAGGCAUGGCCGUACGGCGGCCAACAUCGUGCAGCAGCAGCAGCAGCAGCAGCAGCAGCAGCAGCAGCAGCAGGCGAACGCGUCUCGGGCCACAGGGCUGGCCCCACUGUCUAUCGAGCGGGGGCCCGGGGAGUCGCCUGGCUACCAGCGUGCGGUGGAGUCCAGCGGCGUGCAGCAGCUGCUUGACUCUGGCGUCGCUGCAGGGCCGGGGGGCCUGGCGCUGUCGCGGCUGAUGCCGGGAGUAGAGACCCUGUGGCAAAGCGGUGGGGGCGGGUGGCGGCCCUUCAGGGUGCUGCUGCUGGGCUUUGGCGGCGGCAGCGACGCCCACGACGACGCACUGACAGACGGCCUGGAGGAGUGCCGCCGCCUGGGCGCCCACGUGUUCUGCAGCCUGCCCGACCUGCGGGCCGCAGUUCGCCUGCAGCGCGCCACGCAUGGCCCCGGCACCCCGACCGUGCUGGUGCUGCCGCGCCGCCUGGGACCGGCCGGCAUCCGGCAUGCGCUGGAGGCUGCAGCCGCCCCGCUUGGCAGGGGUGGCGGCGAAGCUGAUGGCCCCGACCAGCAGGCGGCCGCGCCGCUGCCCCCCUGGUGGCAGGUCCUGGCUACCCUGGCGCAGCCAGCCCUGGUCUUCUACGAGGCGCCCGGGGAGGGGGAAGGCCUGAUGACGCUGGCACGGCUGUGGCGUGGAGACGGGCGGCCACCGCCGUCAGAGGACCGGCCCUCCUGGGCAGCGGCGCUGGCGCGUUGCCAGCUGCACGCCUGCGGCAUCUCCCUUGUUGCCUGCGAGGUGGCGCUUCAGCACGCGACGCCCGCGUCCAUGGCGCGCCUGCUGUCCCUGCUGGCGCGCUGCAGGUCGCUGGCGCGUGCCGCCCCGGCAGACUUCCACCUGGCGGUGCGGCGGUGCGACCUGGACAACCUGGGCCACAGGAACGCCGCGGUGGCGGGGGUGCUGGCGGCGCGGGAGCACGCAGACGCAGUGCUGCUACUGGAGGACCUGCUGGGCGAGGGCGACCCGGAGGCGGGACACCAGGCGGGGGACGGCGACGUAGACAGCCCAGGCCACCCCGCCACCCUCCCUAGCAGCAGGGGCGACGUGCUGCCGCGACACCUGGCGACUGCGUCCCUGGGGCUGGAGGGCGGUGAGCCAGACGUAGUGCAAGACGCGGUGCACCUUGCGUGGCUGCGCCGCCGGCAGUUGCGCCUGGUGGUGGUCCUCGUGCCUGACGCGGCCGACGUGGACGACAGCAGGCACCACCAGACGUCUGCUGGCUGUCCUGAUAGCAACGGCCGUGCGCACAGCGGGGAUGGCAGCGAGUUGGGCGGUGAUCAGCGGCGCGCGGUCAGCCACGAGCACGCGGAGGUGGCGCUGGCUGCCUUGAGGGCGGUGCCGCGGCAUGGCUCUGUGCUGGCCGGGUCGUGGGACCAGACAUUGCGGCUGCUCGUCAGCAUUGCGGACAGCACAGAGCAGGAGCAGCAGCAGCAGCAGCAGCACUAG